CGGCUCUGCACGCGCGGGAGCGGGCGGUCUCCAUGGCAACCAGCGGGGCCAGCCUAAGGCCCGCCCGCCACCGCCACCACGCCGGCCCCGCCCGCACAAAGCCCGCGCGGUGACCCGCCCUCUGCCGCGACCCCGGCCCCGCCCCUGCCCCGGCCCCGGCCUGGCCCGGCCCCUGCACCUGCCGGAGGCCGCCCGCCGCCAUCGCCAGCGCCGUCGCUCGGCUGCGCUGACCGGGAAGCAGUUCUCGGCGGUCCGCGCGGUGACUCAUCGGCCUGGCCGCGUCCCCCGCGCGGGCCAUCUUGGUCACGGCCGGCGGCGGACGGAGCCGCGGAGGAACCGCGAGACCCCAGGGCCCAGAGCAGGUCCAGCCACCCGUCCGGCUCCGUAGUCCGCGAAGUCUGCAGUAAAGGAGCCGCGUGGGACCUGGGCCGAAGUCCCCAGGGCCUGGCACCGCGUGCACCUCUCUCGGGCCCUCGGCUUGGGGGUCUCGCAGCGCCCUCCCGUCGUGCACCCCACGCUGCCCCCAUUUCUACAGGGGCCCACCUGGUCACCACACCCCCUUGGCCCACCCGCGGAUCUCAGCCCGUGGCUGACCUCUGGCCAGCAUGGUGCAGCCGCAGACGUCCAAAGCUGAAAGCCCAGCCUUGGCAGCGUCUCCGAAUGCCCAGAUGGAUGACGUUAUUGACACCCUGACCUCCCUGCGCCUCACCAACUCGGCGCUGAGGCGGGAGGCUUCCACCCUGCGGGCAGAGAAGGCCAAUCUCACCAACAUGCUGGAGAGCGUGAUGGCAGAGCUGACCUUGCUACGCACCAGGGCGCGGAUCCCGGGGGCUCUGCAGAUCACCCCGCCCAUCUCUGCAAUUACUUCAAACGGGACUCGACCCAUGACCACACCUCCAACCUCUCUGCCCGAGCCCUUUUCCGGGGACCCAGGCCAGUUGGCGGGGUUCCUGAUGCAGAUGGACAGAUUCAUGAUCUUCCAGGCCUCCCGCUUCCCGGGUGAGGCCGAGCGUGUGGCCUUCCUUGUGUCUCGACUGACUGGGGAGGCAGAGAAGUGGGCUAUCCCCCACAUGCAACCUGACAGCCCCUUGCGCAACAACUAUCAGGGGUUCCUGGCAGAGUUGCGGAGAACCUACAAGUCUCCGCUCCGGCAUGCGCGGCGCGCCCAAAUCAGGAAGACUUCUGCCUCUAAUAGGGCUGUGCGAGAGAGGCAGAUGCUCUGCCGCCAGCUGGCCGCUGCGGGCACGGGGCCUUGCCCAGUGCAUCCAGCUUCCAACGGGACUAGUCCAGCGCCAGCCCUGCCUGCCCGAGCACGGAAUCUUUAAGAAUCCGCCACCACUUGGUAGCGUCUGCAGCCACCCAGGUAGCAUACGCUCUUUGCUGUGUAGAAGAAAUGCCCAUACGACAGCUUUGCCCCUAUUUGAAGACCUCCCUUCUUGCCUCUCCAGACGUGUUCCCCAAGGAGAUCUUCCUUUCAUCCUUCCUGGCGCCCUGAUUGCCCACCUUGCCGUGCUUCCUCUUACGUGCUAGCUUUGCACCUAUCGCUCACUGCAUGCUCGCCUCCUUCUUGCUGGCAUCCCGGCCUGUUUCAAUGACUACCGCUCUGCUACUUAGGCACAGGGACUCUGCCACACGCUGACAGACCACGAGGGCUGACCCCUCCUAGCCUGACUUGGUUCAUGGAGGCUCCUACUCUGCCCUCUGCAAGCUCCCCUGGCGGCUCCCCACCUGGUUGCCCAGUUCCUAUUGAUGAGCUCUGGACAGAAAGAUGCCAGUUUGGCCAGGCUUGUGGCUUGAUGGGUGUACCUGGAGAGGGGGUCUGGCCUCCUGCCCAAGAUGCCUCCCAGCCCUGCCGGGGCCCAGUGCAGCAGGCAGGGCCUCAUCCGUGCUGUAGUGGUCAAGUGGUCACUGCAAGGAGUGUAGUUCUGCCAUUUCUGGGGGCCAGGUUCCACUCUGCACAUGAAUAUGCAGUCUGGAAGGCCCCACUGCUCUCACUGGGAAGGACCAAUGUUGCACCUCUGUUAAUGCCUGGCUUCAGCUGCUGGUGUUCUGAUGGAGCCAGAGGUUUGGGGAAUCUGGAACUUGCCUGCUAAAUAAGGUCAUGGUGGACUCUCAGCCAUUGGGCAAGUCUGUCAGGCUGCAGGUUCCUACACACCCACGCGUGAGGGCCAUAGCAGGCUGAGGGUGGAUACCAGCGACUCCCUUUGCUGCCCAGGAUCUCCAUGGGCAGUGCCACAGCGGCUGAUGCUCAGUCACUCCUGCUGCUACCCCCUGUCACUGAUGGCGAGCCUUGCCCAGCUUGAAACCUGUUCCCAUCUCCAUUCAGGUGCCAUGUGGCCUUCACUGCGGCCCUGCAGCCACUCACACACCAUCUGUGGGUCUCCAAAGGCACCUUGUAGCAUGUACUCCCCGUGCCUGGGCAAUCAGAUGGGCUGCCUUUGUCCAAGGGAAAACAGACUCCCUUCGGGAAACAUCCUUAAGCACUUAAGGCCGGGGAGUUGUCUGCCUCUGGCAACCCAGCCAGGGUCUUGGUGGCAUUUGUAAAAGCAAAGAGCUAUGGACUGCCGUGGUCCUAGUGUGGUGACAAUGCAGCACUGGCAUGCAUGUCCUCCUUCUGAAGGACCUCGUCCUUCCCCACAGGGGGAUGACCAAGAAAUCAUUUUGUGGCUGAGUUUGGCCACACCCUUUGGACUGUGCUGUUCCGCCAUAUUUCAAUGCCAAAUGAACCACAUUGACAUGACCUGGACCAUAGGGCUUCCUAUCCUGGGCUCAGCUGCCCCUGUCUGAAGGGUCCUGGCUUGAUUGCAGAAGGACAACCUCCGCACCCACCUAAAGACAUGUAUAUGUCUUGGGAUCCCAGAGAUUGGGUCCUUGGGCCUGGCUUCUUAAGAGUUUUGAUGAUGCUGGGAAAAGUGACUGCGAUUCUGAGGAACCGCUGCCUUGCAAGGUCAAGGACAUUCAGUGGUUGCUGGGGUCCACAGACUACUGCCACCCACUCACCAUCAACUCUGUUAGCCCAGUUGCCCUGCUGAACAACUGCCUGAAUACAGGCUUUAGGUUCCCCUGGACUCCAGCCAAGGCUGUUCAGGUGGGACCAUGGUGCUCUUUAAGUGUGAUCGGAGGGAAGACACACAGCAGGGCCAUCAUUCCAUGAAUGGGAGGUGUACAGAUCACUUUCUCUUUGUGCUCAGUUCUGUUCUGUCUCCAGUGGCUGUAUUGGUAAGACUAGUACCUGCCAGGGAGAGGUGCCCCCAAGUGAAGGGGUACAGUGGCACCUGGGAAAAGACACCUGGAAGGUUUCCAUGUGGCCCAGCCCAGCAUGGAAGCAGGGUGGGAACUCUGCUGUGUCGCCAGCCCUCACUCUACCUGAGUGGCUUGUUGAAAGCCCUACCAUGUCUGUGUCAGGCUUGUGCUGCUGCACACCCCAGAGCUGCCUAGGAAAGGCCAGCCACACUCCCUGUCCACACCUGCAGCCGGGUCCUCUGCCUAUGGGCACCCCAUCCAAGCAGCUGCUCCACCUUUGUUUGGCAUGGUGAUUUGUGUUUUUUCUCUUGGUGCUUAUGUGUGUGGGCUUGGGAUGAGUGCUGGUAUGCACUUAGGACCUUCUUGAUAGCUCUCUGCACUUUGGAACAUAGAGCAGAUGAGAGAGGGUCAGGGGCUUGCCCUCCACCUUGGACUUGGAAGAAGCCCACAUUGGAGAGGUGAGGACCCCGUGGUGGCUCUAGUGGAAGAUACUUUAGUCUCCAGCUAAGGAGGAUGAGGCACAGCCCCAGAGGGAGACCUCAGUGACAGGGGAUCAGGCUGAAGAAGAAAGUGGGGGAAGGGAGAUGCUUUGUACAUAUUUUGGGGUUGUAAUUUCUCUAAAUUUUAGGAGAACAGGUAUUGAUUGAUAAAAGGGACAGGCAGUAGUGUUCAACAGUGCAUGUGAAGGAAAGUUCUGUUUUCCAUGGUUUUGACAUUCUUUGGACCGUAUUGUGACUGCUCUCCAGUCCACAUGGUACCCCUUUGGUAAGUAGGCUUCAGUGCAUACCAGGGCAUCACUGGAGAUGGGAGUUAGUGAAGGGGUGACUCCCUGGCCUAGUAUAGUGUGACUCUGGGACUAACUUAAUGUCCUAAAGCAUUUUGGUGACUUCUAGGAAACAGCAAAGACCUAUUUCAUUGUCCCCAGGUAAGUAUGUGAUGAGCAAUGAGGAGGAGUGGAAAACAAAACCCAGAAAGUGUGGCAGGACCAGCCUGACGCACACGCUCCUGUUGUCAUGGCAGACAGCCACCUUGGAUGGGCACCACCCUGGCAGUUCCAGCCUGUAGGGGAAUGAAGGGACAUGGGUUGAGCUGGGCAUGUGCUGAGGUUAACUUAGGGAACAAGCCCUGGGAUUGGACAAAAGGGCCCAUGCUGCAGCCACUGACUGGGGGCAGAGCUCUGGGUGGAAGAGGGAAGAGAUCCUAACCGAGGCGCCUCCAUCUGCAACCACAGCCGUAAGGCUCAUGGCAUCUCUGCUUGGAGAGCACUGGUUUAGGGAUUUAGAGAGGUAGGCACAAGGUGGGUCUCCUGGGGAAGGGAAGCACGAGCAGACUGUUGGGCCAACAGGAGAAGCUCCCCAGAGUAGGGGAGAAGAUUGGGGUGUAGGGCCUUCCAUGUGGAACAGACAACCCCCAUGUCGCUGUCUCUUGGGGUCCUGAGGUUGGGUGGGGUGGCAGUUGGCACAGCGCAGAUGCGGUAGAGAUGGGAGGAAACCCAGCUCCUCACUUCCGUGUGCCUCAUGCCUUUGCAUACACAAGCACCAAACCUACUAGGUCUUCUCAUCAUCCAUGUAAACCACAUGUUAGAUAAAUUUUUGCAAGUAGAGGAAAGAAAGAAAUAAAACAUCACAUUUUGGUGUCUCUCAGGCUUUUCCCCCCAACUAUAGUUUCUUUGCAUUUUGUUUUAACAUAGUUUUGCUGCUGUCUUCUGUAAUGAUACAGUUUUGUGCAGCUGUUUUCACUUAGCAUAUCGUGGGCAUCUCCCCUUAUGAUUACUAAAUAUUUUAUUUUGGAGUGGCUGUGUACUCUCCCAUCGACUAGAUGGACCAUUGUGCCAGUUGCCAAUCACUAAUGCUGUUACUAAUUUUUCAUUUAUAAAUUGAUGAAUAUCUUUGUGCACAGGCUGUUUCCCAAUGUCAAGUUAUUAGGGUAGACUCCAGGAGGUGGGAUUCUUGAACUAAAGAAUAUGAAAACCUUUGAGGCUUUUACUACAUAUUGACAAAAUGGUUUCCAGAAACAUUUGUAUCCCCUUACACUGCCACCAGCAAGGAUAAACAUGUCCAUCUUGCCCGUAUUGGGAAUUAUCAUCUGGCUAAAUAUUUGCUAAUUUGAUAAUGAAAAAAUGGCAUCGUGUUUCAGUUGGCAUUUCACUGACUUCUAGCACGGUUGAGCAUCUUUCAUGUGGAGCGAUUGUAUUUCCUCCUUUGUGGAUUGUCAAUGUCCUUUGCUCUAUCUUCUGGGGUCUGAUAAAUUUGUAUGAGCUUGGUAUAUAUUAAAGAUAUUAACCUGGUGUGUGUCA
This is a messenger RNA of Pongo pygmaeus (Bornean orangutan), 5539 nucleotides long. It is a transcript of the gene RTL6, whose product is annotated as retrotransposon Gag like 6. The record is from RefSeq and is a predicted model, not a curated record. Bases 606 to 1325 code for a protein of 239 amino acids. The transcript is spliced from 2 exons. NCBI's taxonomy places the organism in Eukaryota, Metazoa, Chordata, Mammalia, Primates, Hominidae.